This is a messenger RNA of Fomitopsis serialis, 948 nucleotides long. Its product is annotated as Endonuclease/exonuclease/phosphatase. Gene Ontology annotation, molecular function: 3'-5'-RNA exonuclease activity. NCBI's taxonomy places the organism in Eukaryota, Fungi, Basidiomycota, Agaricomycetes, Polyporales, Fomitopsidaceae. The record is from RefSeq and is a predicted model, not a curated record. The transcript is spliced from 6 exons. Bases 1 to 948 code for a protein of 315 amino acids.
AUGCGCAUAGCAACGUACAACCUGCGGUACGACUCUCAGCCAGACAGGAUAUCUGUUCGCGAGUCUAUUGAAGCCCUGCCGAAUCCGCUGGAACGACCGCGCUUUCUUGGACGGUCGGGAGAGGUGCCUUGGAGUACGAGGAGAUUGAAGGUAGCACAACAGCUGUUGCAGGAGGAGCCCAACUUGAUUGCCUUCCAGGAAUCCCUAGUCAGGCAAGUUUACGACCUGGCAGAGUUACUUGGGGAUGACUGGGCCUGGGUCGGCGUAGGACGCGACGACGGCAAGCAAGCCGGCGAAUUCUGUCCUAUCUUCUACAAGAAGUCGGAUCUGACAUUGGUCCAUCAUGAAUCCUUCUGGCUCUCGGACAAGCCAUUCGAGCCAUCGAGGUAUCCCGACGCAGGCUCCUUCCGCGUGUGCGAGGUCGCCCGCUUCAAGACAUCCACGAAGACCUUUACGAUCCUUAACUCACACCUGGACGACCGCUCCGACGCCCAGCGCCGCCUCGCCGCUUCGAUGCUCCUCGCGCGCGCCCGCUACGAAGCGCACACCACCUCCGGCCCCGUCUUCAUCACCGGCGACUUCAACAGCGCGUCGCACGGGUACGACUCGGGCGCAUACCAGAUCGUCACGGGCGUGGUCCCGCCUGUGCCCAUCAACGAGACGUUCGCGGAGAAGUACAAGGUCCCCACGCGCGGAGACGAGAAGGACGCGUUCGUGGGGGUGGACUUGAAGGCGGAGACGCCGCGCAUGCGCGUGUCGGGCGACUUCGCAACGUUCACGGGCUUCAACCGCCCCGGGGACCCGAGCGUGUACACGAGGAUCGACUUCGUGUUCGGCGGGAGCAACGGCGGAUGGACCGCGGACGCGUACAAAGUGGGGACGUCGUUGACGGACGAUGGUGUCCUUGCUAGCGAUCAUCGACCUGUAUACGCAGAUGUGACGAUUUGA